CAAAGAAAUAAUUUAAUUUCGGCGCGCUAUUGACGAAAUACAAGAAAAGCCAACAACCACAAAUCUCUUGGCUGAAGAAAUUCCCUCUUUACAAGAGUACGGAAAAUAGAAGGGGAAAGUGUGUGUGUGUGUGUGAGAGAGAGGAGAUCCCCACGCUCUCCCUCGGUCUCUCCGUCGCAUUUUCUAUUUCUCCAUUUUGUAUCUUCCAAUUCAUUGUACUUAGUUUGAUACUUUGUUUCCAUCUUCCAUACUUGUAAAGCUGUCCAAGUUAAUUGGAAGAGAGAAUUUGGGCGGUGUUCUUCAGCGAUCUCUUCUCUAAGAGAAAUGUCGGCCAUUUCGAAUUUCACGGCGUGCCGGCGUUUCGAAAAUGUAGCUGGAUUAACAAAAGACUCCCCCGGGCUUGGUUUGAUUCAUAAGAAAGUGAAUAUUUCUAGACCAUUCCAGAAGGUGUCUCUUGUUCAUUCAAAAAGGAUGUUUAAAGGUUCAAAUAUAAGAAUGACAAUGGUUGAUGAGAGACUUUCCAGUGGGAAGGUUGUUGUGCCAUCUGAAGUAUUGGCAUAUGAGCUCGUCCAAGGAGCAAAAGUAAGAUGGAGUUAUAUCAUGGAGGGAUCUUUGCCUGAACCACCAACUGCUGUUCUCUUGCAUGGUAUUCUUGGCAGCAGGAAAAACUGGGGAAGCUUUGCAAGGAGAUUGGCUCAAGAAUUUCCGAAAUGGCAGUUUCUCCUAGUGGACUUGCGGUGCCAUGGUGAUUCAGCAUCUCUCAAGAAGAGGGGCCCACAUACCGUUGCAUCAGCUGCUCUUGAUGUCUUAAAGCUGCUUGGCCAGCUCAGACUGACUCCGCGAGUUGUAGUUGGUCACAGCUUUGGAGGAAAAGUUGCAUUGAGUAUGGUUGAGCAGGUUGCAAAACCCCUUGCACGUCCAGUUAGAGUCUGGGUUCUAGAUGCUACUCCAGGAGAGGUUCGAGCUGGUGCAGAUGGAGAUGAUCAUCCAGCUGAAUUGAUAUCAUUUCUGAGUAAAUUACCAAAAGAGGUCUAUAUAAAUUCACUAUCAUUUUCAAAUGUUGUCCCCCCNAUGGAGGCUCUUAUACUAGAAGGGUUUUCCAGGGAUGUAGCACAGUGGGUGGUAACUAACCUUCGUCAAACCAACCCUGUUGGUUCAUCCCCUUCACAUUUAUCAUGGGUAUUUGAUCUCAAAGGUAUUGCCGAGAUGUAUCAAUCAUACGAAGAUACAAAUUUGUGGAAAAUUGUGGAAGAUGUUCCUCGGGGUGUGCAUGUUAAUUUUUUGAAAGCAGAAAGAAGUCUGCAUAGGUGGGCCCUUGAGGAUAUCAGAAGAAUCCAUGUUGCUGAGGAACAAGCUGUAGAGGAGGGAGGUGGAGUUGAAAUGCAUGUCCUUGAAGAUGCAGGUCAUUGGGUACAUGCCGAUAACCCAGAUGGGCUGUUCAAGAUCCUUUCAUUUUCUUUCCAAGGAUUUUAGGCUGAAGGACUUCUAACAUUGGUCAUAUGGCCGGGGAAAUCGGUUGUGAAGCCCUUGUAGAUCUAUAGAUUGCAGGAAGGUCCAAUUUUUUGUAGCAUAGUGUAUAUCAUCUCAUUCAUUGUGCUUGCUCGUUUUAGAACGUGAGAUGUAGCGAGGCAAUUUCACCGUUGAAUCUGAAUAUGCUAUACACUGUUGUGCCAAGAAAUUCUUCACCAGUCAGAUUGUACUGUAAUUUUCCCCUAAAAUGUAAGAGAAUGUCUUUCUUCUAAAUAUGAUUGUACGAAGUCAUAAAUCAAAUGGCAUUCUGGAAAA
Molecule: messenger RNA, 1785 nt
Organism: Nicotiana tabacum (common tobacco)
Lineage: Eukaryota; Viridiplantae; Streptophyta; Magnoliopsida; Solanales; Solanaceae
Source: RefSeq, a predicted model, not a curated record